Messenger RNA from Chaetomium strumarium, 2559 nucleotides. RefSeq lists its product as uncharacterized. The transcript is spliced from 5 exons. Lineage: Eukaryota; Fungi; Ascomycota; Sordariomycetes; Sordariales; Chaetomiaceae. Bases 1 to 2559 code for a protein of 852 amino acids. The record is from RefSeq and is a predicted model, not a curated record.
AUGGCGGUCCUAGCAAUUGCUGCCCCUUCUGAGGACAUUCUCGGAAAGCCUGGACUCUAUAAUGCCGCGAGCAAAUUAAAGGUUGAUAUCCUCUCGAUUUCAGAGGUUAUGAGGUGGGACGGACAGGAAGACUUGAGCAAGUACGAUAACGACAGCGAGGACGUCAAUGAGAUGCUGGAGGAAGCCAACGUUCCCGAACCACCUGACCGAGUAAAGGGGAUUUACAACUCGGAAGAAGCAACUGAUGUGCUUCGUAAAUUAGGAUCGAACCCGGACGACGAAAUAGUAACGGAAGGAAACGGAAAGGAAAAGAUGCGGGGAAUUGAGAGAUGGAACUGGAUCAUUAAACGGUCCUUUUUCUAUCCUCAGUACGACGCGGCAAAAAAAAUGUACGAGAUCAUUAGCGGCCCCGAAGACAGUCCAGAGCGUGAGAAGGCAAUGGAAACUUUAAACACACUGAAGACCCUAAUCGAUGCGGAGAUCGGAAGGCAACACUAUCCAUCAGCAUGGGGAAUACCCACGCCAGGGGAUUACCUUGCCGCUAAGGAGGCAAUCGAGGCCAUUAACAGCUGCGAGCCAGAUGAACACGCUAAAAUCCUAGGAGUCUCUGAGCGGGCUACCGAGGAAGACGUAAUAAACGCCUGGAAAACCCGCGGACGUCUGAUAAACCCAGAUCGGAUGAAGCCGCUGGAGGAUGCUUCGAAAGCAUUUGAGAGACUCAAAGCCGCCGCCGAGGCCAAGGGUGUAGAUGACUAUUACAUCGGCCUCGUAGAAGAAUGGACUGGCGAUGCGAAUGACGAUGGCGAAGGCGAGCGACCCAAGCCAGAGGAGGUGUCUAUGCCUACACCCCCGGAAUGGGUUACAGAUAUAUAUAAGGCAGCGCAAGCGGAGGAGCUGAUCGAUAGACUCAAGCGCGACGCAGCAGACCCUAUGGUUAGAGGGGGAUUAGAGUCCUGGAAUAAUGAAAUUCGGAGCCGAAACGACGCGGAGGGAAGAUCACAAGAUACUUGGAUAAUUCCGAGUUCCGAGCUUGUACCUCACUACGGGAUGUCACAAGCAUACUAUACCAAGCUCCAGGAGGAGCCGAACGAUCAGGAGGCAAAAAACAAGCUAAAUUCUCUAAAAAGCCAACUCGAUGAAGUGAUCAAACGACGUCACCUCCCUACGGAGUGGACUAUCCAAACAGCUGAGGAAUUCUUAGAAGAAUAUCGACAGCGGAAAGAAGCUAACUGGGUUGCUGACGAUGCUGCUCGGGCGAUGUCAGACCUUGAAGUGCGGAUCAAAAAAUACCUCCACGACAAGGAAGAGCAGAACAUGCCACAAGAGGCCGCUUCUGCGCUUGAAAAUCAGGCAAAGGCUGAACUUCGCGAAGCUGCUGACGCCGCGGAAGAAGUGCAGGACGCGCCUCAUGCGAAGGUCAGGACAGCAGCGGCAGCUGUAGAAGGUUUCCUACACGACGCCUGGGAACUUCUUGAAAACGCACGAAAACGAGAGGCCCCAAAGCUCGCCACGGCAGCAAGCCCGCCGGCCCCGCCGAGCACGGCUCCUACACCCGCACAAACCGCACAGGCCCCAAAGCCCGCCGCGGCAGCAAGCCCGUCUACGCCUAGCACGGCAGUGAAGCGACCCUGGGAUUACCCGUGGCGCACAGUACCGACAAAAGACAGCGACUGGGAAAUUGUCGGUAUAGUGCCGACGGGAGGAAAAGAUAAGACAGGCAAGAGUAGAAACAAUUUUGUCUUAUUGGAAAGCAUGAGCCGCGGGAAGAAUGGGAUUCCGUAUCAGAAGUUUGAAUCUGCAUCAAAAGUGGGACUCUGGCUAGUCGGCGGCCACAUCAAGCAAGGCAACUGCAAAGACCUGACACGACAAGGGCCCCCUCUGACAUAUAAGGACCGUGAUGAUUUCGAGGAACUACUCUGUGUCUCGGACGGAAGGGUUCAGAUGCAAAACUUGGACUCACGUUCUCGUGCCCCGUGGACGAGGUGCACGGUAAGACUUAAAGGCGGUAUACGCGUUGCUCAAGCGAGCGAGGUGUUGAGAGUCCUGGGCGAGACAGAUUAUAAGAACAAAGUGGGAAAAAAAUGCAAGGAGUUGGGUAUCCCGCCGCCAUGGAAGAGGGAGCCAUUAGCUGUAUACAAAAAGACAAAUCCAGCUACUUCGGAUGAUGAUGACGACGACGGGCGUAUCAAGCACGGUAUCCCGGCUGUGGUCUUGCCAGCAAACACGGGAGCCACCAUGCCUGGUAAUGAUACUACAUCUCGCUCGCCAUCACCUGCUCAAGACGAUAAGAGGAUGAAGGACGUGGAAGCGAGAAUGGAGAAGUUAACCCUAACGGUGACUGCGAUGCAGGGAACGAUGGAGGUGAAGAUGACCGAGAUGCAGGGAAAGAUGGAUGAAGAGGUGACCGGGCUGAAAACAACAAUGGCUGAGGCGACGGCAAGGAUGAACAAGUUCGAGGAGACGACAACGGAGAUAAAGACGAAUAUAGCCGAGAUAAGGGGACUCCUCGCAGCACUCGUAGGCAGCCUCCAGGUACAAGCGGGAACAGUUCCGCAAUAA